Malus domestica (apple) is the source of this 1181-nucleotide messenger RNA. NCBI's taxonomy places the organism in Eukaryota, Viridiplantae, Streptophyta, Magnoliopsida, Rosales, Rosaceae. The record is from RefSeq and is a predicted model, not a curated record.
AUUUCUCAAACCCUAAUCAUAGACUCGGACAGUUAUGUAAAAUAAAGUUUUGUGCUUGAUUUUUGUGGUGCUGCAAUUUUAGGGUUUUGCAGUGGCAGCCCAACGCAGGGACGACGGUCAAAAGUCAGAUCAUAAACGAAGUCACGCAGUGCGUCGAGAGCAUCAAUGGCGUCAAGGAAGGAAGGUGGAAAGCCACCAUCACCUUCUACAAAUCCAUCCUUCGAGAGCCAUCUUUAACCGGGGAACCCCCGCGUGAUCUUCUGGGGAUUGCGGUUGCGGCGGAUAAUUCUCGAGGUGGAUUCAGCGAUUCAGGCGAUUAUGGAGAAGUGACAGUCGUACAAAUUGAGGGUCUCGCUUUAUUUUGAGCUUCCCCCCUCCAAUUGGCGUAGUUGGAAGGUUUGAUGUACUGAAUUUGGAGGUGGAAAUCGAGAAAACGGUUUUACUUGAUUCUUUGUGGUUUAUGGUUUGAUGUGUAGGGGUUUCAGUUUCAAGUCGGGGACCUACAAUUGAGAGUGGGGAAAGUUAUUCCUACUCAUUCGGAGAAUUUAAGAGGAAUAGCUAUGGAGCUGAAGUACUUUCACAUUUCUUCGAUGGAAAAAGCGAGGCAAGUAAUGGAAGAGUUCAUGGAUAUGUGGCAGCAGGCUUUGUCGAAAAGAUCAUUACCGGGGCACUACAUGCAUGUGGGACCAAACUUUUCCGAGUAUGGCCUUGCAGACCAAUGUACUUCACAACAUACUGCUGUCCAGUAUGCUGCCAUUAUGGCUCAACUCAUUGCGACUGUGCAAGCAGUGCAGCAAUCAGCAAGAAAUUAGGAAACGAAGAAAAAGAAUUUGAUGUGUGUCACUCAUCAACUGGUUUGAGGAAUGGAUGAUUCCAAUUCCAUAUCUUCUUAGCGCUGACUCUCCCGCUCUUUGGAUAGAAGAAAACGGGGAGGAAUGGAGUUCUGUAUGCGGGUUUGAUUGUCCAUGGAAGAAUAGAAAGCAAACGAUAGGAUGUUUGAAAUAAAAAAGAAGUAAUUUCUUGAGAACCCUUUUCCCUCACCUUGUUAAUUAUGGCUUGGAGUAAAGCCGAUUCUGCGUUUAUUUUCUGUGAUAAUUUUGACAUGAUCAUAUUCCACAUCCCCAAUGUCCAGAACUUCAUUCUUGUUUCUCUGACAUACGAUGAACAUAUUUGCAGAGGAA